Molecule: messenger RNA, 1116 nt
Organism: Aureobasidium uvarum
Lineage: Eukaryota; Fungi; Ascomycota; Dothideomycetes; Dothideales; Saccotheciaceae
Source: the annotation of a GenBank genome assembly
AUGGAGCCGGGAUCAGCAGUCGUCUGUUUUGUCUGNGUGUUGACCGCCUUGUCAGGCAUCAUCGUCACGGCAAGAGGUGUCAUGAAAAUCCUACGAUUCCACGGCUUAGCAUGGGAAGACUAUCUGAUGAUCAUCUCAAUGGUAAUAGCACACUCAAAGCCCGUCUUCGUCAACUGUCGUCUGUUCAUCACUAAUCACGUCUAUAGNAUGCUUGCAAUUCUCUACGGUUCAUCGACCACACUCCUAUACAGCGUCGAUCUCACCCAACACUCCGCCUUUCAUGCCCCCAAAUUCGCAGAAUUUCUCUACCUCAGUCAUGCCGUCGGUUUCAUGGCUCCACUCUUCAGUCGCAUCUCGUUCUGUCUAUACAUGCUGCGUGUCCUGAGCACAGCGUCUGCCUCCAGGAGGCGCUGCAUACACGCCUUUAUCGGACUCCAACUCUUGGUCAAUGUACCCAUCUCGAUCUUUGUCUUUACACAAUGCGGAACCUUCCAAACGCUCUGGGAGCAUGGAUUGGCAGAACCCGCGGCAUCUUGCGUGCAACACGACAUUAUCAAAACCCUGGCUCUGUUGGCUGUAAUCUUCAACGCCCUUACCGAUGUCUUUUUGACGGUCCUGCCAGCAGUCGUGGUUUGGAGUAUCAAGGUCAUGACUCCCAACGCACGCCUCGGCAUCGUCGCUACUCUAGGCUUGAGCCUGUUCGCAACCAUUGCCAGUGUGAUCAAGAUUUACUACGUGUACGCAUUAUACACAUUCUCUCCGUCCGUACAAACAGUGGAACGCUUGAUCAUUGUUAUGGGCGUGGAGAUCAACGUAGUCAUCAUCGCCGCCAGCAUACCGGUAUUGGCGCCGUUGUUUUUGCAAAAGAGCGGAAAGAGCAGGAAGGGCAUGUACAAGGAUCCCGUGUUGCCGACUUACGAUAUCAGCGCGGAGAGCCAAGGUAUCACACUGCAGUCGACAAGCAAGACUGCACGAGGUUUCGAAAAGAGCAAGAAUGCUUCAAUCGCCACAAGAACGACGGAAAUUUCGGCAGAGGACUGGAAUGGCGACACAGUAUCGCAAACACCUUGGGAAGAACUACCAGAGAUUGUGUUCCUUACCGAUAAUAAGCAAUGA